Molecule: messenger RNA, 1354 nt
Organism: Cladocopium goreaui
Lineage: Eukaryota; Dinophyceae; Suessiales; Symbiodiniaceae
Source: the annotation of a GenBank genome assembly
UGUUUCGUAACGGUCGCUCGCCACCGCCGUUGCACCGGACUGGACCCAGCUGAAAUUUUGCGUUGCGUUUCCACGCGGGCCAUCAAGGCCCUCCCUUCGCAGCAUGGCACACUUCAGCCUGCACGAGCAUGCGGAGCACAUGCUCCGUAUGACCGAGGUCUUGUUGGACAAAGACAACUUGACUGAUGGCUGGAGCAACAUCGAAUCAGCUAUGGCAGCCAUUGACCAAGGGCUGAUCGCCACGAUUGCGCUGGUCCUGGGUGCCGCGUUGGUGGCUCGGGGCUUCGCCUUGGUGAAGCCUUGCUUUGUUCUUUCCACAGCCUUGGCCCUUGGGUGUCGCACCUUUACCGUGGCAUGUCGCGAAGGACAGAUGAUACCUGGCGUUGUGUCUGCCCUGUUGGUCUUCGGAUGCCGGAAGCCCCGGGAUGGUGAAAAAUGGUGGAGGAUUUGCAUGGCUUCAGCUCAAGAGCUCGUUCACGAGAUCAUGGCGGGGCUUCAGAAGUCCGCCAGUUCCCCCGCUUUGAUCAAUGCGGCGGCCUCCAUGUCGCACGUGCCAAAGCGGGCCACGCAACACGCCCUGUUUUUGGCCUCGUGGGAAGUGCCACCUGCCUGCUUGAAACCAGGGCAGGCAACGUCAGGGAGUCGAGUUGUUUACUCAGAAGAAGCGCCUGAUCUGAAGACGACUUACCUUAGCGAACGGCAUCCUCCCAAGUCGAUGUAUGCCGAGACGGUUUCCCUCCUUACCACGCCACAGGACUACAAGAACCCAGUGCAGCCCAUUCGGCAGAAGGAGCCACCCGCCAGCAGUGUGGGACACAGAGGUGCACAACAUUGGUCGUCCACCUACAAGACCUCGCAUGAUGACAACGCGAUCGUUGGAUCCGUCUACCACAGGCAGACAGGUCCUUCAUAUCAGGCAGCCAAUCCACCCACCUGUAUCGGCGGUGCCGGAUCCCAGAGCGCCAUGUCCGAAGACUUUGGCGUCUACGGUUCGGAUCCACGUAGCAAGGUUGAUCCCAUGCUGGAUCGGAUCCCCAUUCGCAAGACAGCACUGACGGCCGGUACGCCCAAGGGCACCCUGCAUAUCCCAGGCUACAACGGCUUCUUGCCCCUGAACACCCGCAAUCCCUACGUGGCCCGGGUGGCCAGUGGUACUAAUCUUCGCACCAACGACAAGUCCCACAUCACCGAUCAGUUUCACGUGAACACCCUGCACUAUGCCGGACAUGUACCUUUGAGCGUCACUAACAAUUUCGGACCAAUGAAUCCAGGAAACCGCUCUAUGAUGAGUCGCAGCUUCAAAGCACCCAACCUCUCAGCCUUCGACUGACUGCGUCAGCAGCGUCAGCAUAGG